Moesziomyces aphidis is the source of this 276-nucleotide messenger RNA. The record is from the annotation of a GenBank genome assembly. NCBI's taxonomy places the organism in Eukaryota, Fungi, Basidiomycota, Ustilaginomycetes, Ustilaginales, Ustilaginaceae.
AUGUCAUUGGCUGCACUGCACGUCUUGGCUACAUGUGCCACCCACUCAUGCCUACGCCUGUGGGGCACCUCGUUCUUCUCGCCAACGCCAUUCGCAGCAUUUCUGGAUGGUGGUACUUCGGCACGCAGCCCACUCGACCUCGCCGAGGCCGUCGGAUUCGACCGAGCAGUUUCGAAACAAUCCGCAAAGACCAGUCGCUUCGACCAGAGUGCGUAUCGCAGUUUUGGGCCAGCCGCCAGCAAGGCCAGAAAAUUGGCCGGGCUCUGGUCUGGUUAA